Molecule: messenger RNA, 540 nt
Organism: Dissoconium aciculare CBS 342.82
Lineage: Eukaryota; Fungi; Ascomycota; Dothideomycetes; Mycosphaerellales; Dissoconiaceae
Exons: 2
Coding region: 37-540 (167 amino acids)
Source: RefSeq, a predicted model, not a curated record
UUUCACUGCAUAUUCAAUACACCAUUCCAGAACACAAUGCCGAACAUAGAAUUCUAUCACAUCUGGCACCAGCUGAUGCCCGGCAGACAUGAGCCAGGCAGCGGCUUCGUGGGCUUAAGCGGAGGUGAAGAUGAAAGAAGCCCUCCGCUUCUGCUAUUUGACAACCUCGACAUGGCCUGGACAUACUGCGAUGCCAGGAACAAGGGCGAAGACUCAAAUAUCGAGGAAUCAUACCUCGAUUUGUACCUCGAAAAGAACCACAAGCAGGGCUUCUGUAUCGCUGUCCUUUCCGUCGACGCCGACGUGAUCAAACCACCUCUGUUCUUGACCGUGAACGAAACGGAAGCGUACCACGCUGACGACAAGAAUUGGGAAAUGGAACACGGCGCUUACAUGUUCGCCCGAGACCAUUUGAAGUAUUUUCUCCUCAAGAUCGCGGAGGAAACUGGCGCGUGGGGCUUCCUGACGGAGCCCAAGACGUCGCAACAAUGGGUCAAUGUUGAGAGGCUUCAGAAGGAAAAUGAGCUGAACGAUCCGUGA